Messenger RNA from Coregonus sp. 'balchen', 11329 nucleotides. NCBI's taxonomy places the organism in Eukaryota, Metazoa, Chordata, Actinopteri, Salmoniformes, Salmonidae. The record is from the annotation of a GenBank genome assembly.
AUGUCCACCACCAGAGCAAAACUGAAGAAACCCACUCUGAAAGUCACACCGUAAGUCAGUUGCUAACGUUACCCUAAACAUGCUAAUAUGGAUGGCAGGUGAUGCUAUGUAGACUGUUACCAGCACUUUUACUCCUAGGCCAUGCUCUCCAAGGCUUUUCACUAUUUUAACACCCUGUCAUCUCACCAUAUCCUUCGGCCUAUUAAAUUGCAUGUUAUUGUGUAAUAAAUCUGUGUGAUCUCAUCUUAUUUUAUUUUUAUUUUUAGCUAGUAGAUAGGGUCUAACUUGAUGUGUUCUGAGCAGUAGACAAAAUGCUUUUACUGUCUUUCAGAUCUUCCCGGGUAAUGAAUGUCUCAACAUCAGGCAUACUCCGGGUCAACCACAGCACAACAUAUGCUCGGAGUAUCAAUGCCUCAGUGAGCCGGAAAAGUUUCAGUUUGGCUGCUGACAGCAAAAUCUUUGAUAAAAGCUCUGUUCCAACACCAAAACACACAGUUCAGGUACAGCCCUUUAUUGACACAUGUUUUGUUUGAUACAUUGUGUGCUCAGCUCCCUCCUGUACUCCCUGUUCACCCAUGACUGCGUGGUCGUGCAUGUCUCCAACUCAAUCAUCAAGUUUGCUGAAGACAACAGUGGUAGACCUGAUUACUAACAAUGAUGAGACCGCCUACAAGGAGGAGGUGAGAGCCCUGGAGUGGUGCCAGGAAAAUAACCUCCCUCAAUGUUAUAAAACGAAGGAGCUGAUCGUGGGGCCGCAGUGGAGAUGGUCAAAAGCUUCAAGUUCCUCGGCGUGCACAUCACUGACAACCUGAAAUGGUCCCUUCACACAGACAGCGUGGUAAAGUAGGCGCAACAGCGCCUCAGGAGGCUGAAGAAAUUUGGCUUGGCCCCUAAGACCCUCACUAACUUCUACAGAUGCCCCAUUGAGAGCAUCCGGUCGGGCUGUAUCACAGCCUGGUAUGGCAAUUGCACCGUCCACAACCACAGGGCUCUCCAGAGGUUGGUGCGGUUAGCCCAAUGCAUCACCAGGGGCACACUGCCUGCCCUCCAGGACAUCUACAGCACCCGGUGUCACAGGAAGGCCAAGAAGAUCAUCAAGGACCUCAGCCUCCCAAGCCACAGCCUGUUCACCCCGCUACCAUCUAGAAAGCAGAGACAGUAUAGGUGCAUCAAAGCUGGGACAGAGAGACUGUUAAACAGCAUCUAUCUCCAGGCCAUACUGUUAAGCAGUUAUCACUAGCCGGCCUCCACCCAGUACCCUGCCCUGAACCUUAGACACUGUUCUAGCCGGCUACCACUCAGUUCUCUGCCUUGCACCUUAGAGACUGCUGCCCUAUAGAGUCAUUGAACACUGGUCACUUUAAUAAUGUUUACAUACUGUUUCACCCACUUUCUUCUGAAUUAUGUGUAUAUACAAAAGUUUCUCAAUACUUUGUUAUAUACCCUUUGUUGGCAAUGACACAGGUCAAACGUUUUCUGUAAGUCUUCACAAGGUUUUCACACACUGUUGCUGGUAUUUUGGCCCAUUCCUCCAUGCAGAUCUCCUCUAGAGCAGUGAUGUUUUGGGGCUGUCGCUGGGCAACACGGACUUUCAACUCCCUCCAAAGAUUUUCUAUGGGGUUGAGAUCUGGAGACUGGCUAGGCCACUCCAGGACCUUGAAAUGCUUCUUACGAAGCCACUCCUUCGUUGCCCGGGCGGUGUGUUUGGGAUCAUUGUCAUGCUGAAAGACCCAGCUACGUUUCAUCUUCAAUGCCCUUGCCGGUUUUUCACUCAAAAUCUCACGAUACAUGGCCCCAUUCAUUCUUUCCUUUACACGGAUCAGUCGUCCUGGUCCCUUUGCAGAAAAACAGCCCCAAAGCAUGAUGUUUCCACCCCCAUGCUUCACAGUAGGUAUGGUGUUCUUUGGAUGCAACUCAGCAUUCUUUGUCCUCCAAACACGACGAGUUGAGUUUUUACCAAAAAGUUCUAUUUUGGUUUCAUCUGACCAUAUGACAUUCUCCCAAUCCUCUUCUGGAUCAUCCAAAUGCACUCAAGCAAACUUCAGACGGGCCUGGACAUGUACUGGCUUAAGCAGGGGGACACGUCUGGCACUGCAGGAUUUUAGUCCCUGGCGGCGUAGUGUGUUACUGAUGGUAGGCUUUGUUACUUUGGUCCCAGCUCUCUGCAGGUCAUUCACUAGGUCCCCCCGUGUGGUUCUGGGAUUUUUGCUCACUGUUCUUGUGAUCAUUUUGACCCCACAGGGUGAGAUCUUGCGUGGAGCCCCAGAUCGAGGGAGAUUAUCAGUGGUCUUGUAUGUCUUCCAUUUCCUAAUAAUUGCUCCCACAGUUGAUUUCUUCAAACCAAGCUGCUUACCUAUUGCAGAUUCAGUCUUCCCAGCCUGGUGCAGGUCUACAAUUUUGUUUCUGGUGUCCUUUGUUCUUCUGAAUUAUGUGGUAUUAUUUUUUUAUUGCUAGGUAUUACUGCACUGUUAGAGCUAGUAGAAACACAAGCAUUUCACUGCACCUGCACAUCUUUGUACGCGACCAAUACAUUUUGAUUUGAUUUGACAUUGCAAUAACAAUUACUGUGCAGCAGUUAAAAAGUGACAUCCCUCUCACAGGUCUUUGAUGAAAAUGGCAAGGACGUCACCCCACAGCCUCUCUACCAUCCAGACCCUGCAGCCGUGACGUCUAAACACAGUAAGAUCUUUGCCAGUGACACCUCUGGUGGCACCAUGUCAGACUUCUACUCUACCGCAUACCAGACAACAACCAACGCUAGCUUCGCUGGGCCCUUUACCAGGUAACACACAGAAUAUUCACUUUUUAAAAGCAACAUUAUUUAGAAGGCAAUGUGCUUAACUUUAUGGUCAUUGGACUAUGUACUGCUUUGAGUACCUUAAUCUCACACUCUAGCUCUCUUGUAAAACAUUUUUAAAUAAUAUGACUGGUGGUUAUAACAGAAUAAUGCUGCCUGUCGUAUGUCAGGUCAGUGUUUGGAAGCAGCACAGUGUCCAGAGGGAGCCAGUCCACGAUGGAGUCGAUGAAUGAAGAGAUUGAGGACCCAUCCUCCAAAAGGGACAUCUCCAUCAGUCUCUCAGGUUGACAAUCCUUUCACUCUCAUUUCAUUUACUGAUGAUGUUACAAGAGCUGCCAUGGCAGCUAUAUCACUAUGAUGACAAAAAAUGUAUUGUGUUAUCUGCAAGUAUAUGUCAUCUGAGAAUACCGGGAUGCACAGUUACCCAAAAAUUUACAAUUUUGAAAACCUGGAUGCUUUUAUUUAUGUUGUUGAUGUAUAUUUCUGUCCUGUCAGAUGUCCAGGUGAGAAGGGAAGAGGUGAAGGAGUUGAUAAAGGAGGAGAUGUUGGAUGACAUGGUGGAUCGGUACCUCAUCGAGUCAGAGACCCUCUGGCUACUGGACAUGCCGGCCAUCUCUGUGUCUGUGGACUCUGAGGAAGCUGAAUCUGUCAAGUAAGCAAUCACCUUUUCCAGACUCAGAAUGAAAUAACUCAUAUGUACACUACCAGUCAAAAGUUUGGACACACCUACUCAUUCAAGGGUUUUUCUUUAUUUUUACUAUUUUCAACAUCGUAUAAUAAUAGUGAAGACAUCAAAACAAUGCUUUUUUGGUUACUACAUGAUUCCAUAUGUGUUAUUUCAUAGUUUUGAUGUCUUCACUAUUAUUAUACGAUGUAGAAAAUAGUAAAAAUAAAGAAAAACCCUUGAAUGAGUAGGUGUGUCAACUUUUGACUGGUAGUGUAGAUCCAAAUGAUGUAGAUUCCAGGCUCAGGCCUCAGCAGCUCAUAAUGCAGAUCCUUGCUUGCUAUGUAGUUUUUAUACAUUUUCAUGCAACUUGUGUUCUGUCGAUUACCCUCUGUCUGAAGAGAGAGAAACAAUCUGUACGUGGAGCUGUGUAAGAACAGAAUGGGGAAUGAUAAGUAUGUGGAGCGUUCCAUGCAGACGUUCAACGGAGCGCCCAAGACCAAGGAGGUCCAGAGUGAGGCCAUCACCAUGGUGGAUGCAGGUUAGGAUGCACUUCAUCCUCAGUUGUCCUUGCUAUGAGAUAUGAGAGUACUCUUGUCUGUUGUUCUUAUCUCACCUCUCACACAAUGGCUAUCACCCAAGCACAGCCUCCUCAGUCAGCCUUUAGUUUGUUAAGCACCCCCCACUGAGCACAGAUGUCAAUUCAACUUCUAUUCCACAUUGGUUCAGCGUAAUUUCAUUGAAAUGACGUGGAAACAACGUUGAUUCAACCAGUGUGUGCCCAGUGGGCUUCUGGCCUCUAUGCCUGAUGUUACAAAUAGCUAUUGUCACCUUUGCCCUCUUUACAGCCACCACAGCCACCAGCUGGGAUAUGUAUGACUCAUUCUGCAGCGCAGGGCUGGGGGAGGCUGCCUUGUCCCCAGACACAGACAAGGCCAGCGUCCCUGAGAUUGUCUCCAACCACAGGCUGGACCCCACCAGAGCCCCCGAGAGAACCAUGUCUGUCAUCAGCACCACUAGCAUAGGUACAGUAACACUGUCAUUAAUAGAAUAGAACCAUAUUAGAGAACGAAGGGAUCAUUAUGGUUAUGAUCCUGCAGCAGUUCUAGGGUUUCUUAUUUAUUUACAGUUUAUUUCAUGAUGACGUAUGAUAUUAACAGGCGUUUUUCUAUUCAAGCGAGUGCCUCUAGCUCGCGGAUCGAGAUGGAGCUUUUCCUGGUCCCGUCUGAAGAUGAACCGGACCCGGAACUGAUUCUGCAGUCAGAGAAGUUCCAGCAGGAUCUGUUUGUGAUGGAGAGGAUCAUUCUGGAGAACAUCUACCAGCCGAAGCUGGCUGCAUACAGACAGCUCCCCACAUUGGAAGGUAUGGUUAUUACUGAUGCAUGCGUCUCUAUCCACUGGGCACAGACGUCAGUUCAACGUCUAUUUUUUAUUUACAUUUGGUUGACUUGUCAACUAACGUGAAUUCAACUUGAAAUCAACAAAACAUUUUUAGGUUUUAGGUUAAAAAAAGAAAAGUCCCUUAAGUUGAGGACUUUUUGCAAAUCCAAUCAGUUUUCCACGUUGAUUCAAGGUCAUCACAUUAACAUAUAUAUUUUUUUAUUAUGUGGAAACAACGUUGAUUCAACCAGUUUUUGCCCAGUGGGUAGUGUUUUUUUUGGGGUGACAUUUGCAGGCAAACAGUACAGUGUAAUCUAUGUCCCCAUGUGGUUUAUUAGCCACAACGUUUUAACCCUUAGGUCUUCAUCAGGUUCGGAUCGUAUGAUUAUCAACUUGAAUUGAUAUUUAGUAAUGUUACAAAUUGAAUGCCUUAUUUCUCAUAAACAACCAUGUUUGUUGGAUGUGCCAGAUCCUUACAGUGUGCCCAAGGUUGUGCCCACGGUGGGGAACAGGAGAGAGGAGAGUUCCCUGGAUGAGGAGAGCACUCUGACCCCGGCCCUGGAGCGCCUCUGGUCCUUCAGCUGUGAGCUGACUUCAGGACACAACGUCAGCAGUAUGGCCUGGAACAAGAGGAACCCAGUAUGAUUCUAGUUUUAUUCACUUAUUUAUUUGUCUUUUGAUGUGUGUAAAAUGUUUCUACAAAAUAAACUCUCUCUCUCUCCAUUUUAUUUCCUUCUCCAGGACCUUCUUGCAGUGGGGUAUGGGCAGUUUGACUUCAAAGACCAGAAAUCAGGCCUGAUCUGCUGCUGGUCUCUGAAAAACCCCACGGUAACUGACACUUCUGUUUUCUUCUUUAUCUCAGUUAAUACCAUUAGUUUCUGCAAUUGUGCUGUACCUGUAGCCUGGUCCUAGAUCUAUGUGUGCUGUAUACUCCUAUGGACUAUCAUGCCAAACAUUUGGCAAGACAGCACAAACAGAUCCGAAACCAGGCUACUGUACCUGUGCCAGGUUAGAGAAUAGUUCUCUAGUGACUAAGCUAAUGAGUUUUGUAUCUUGUAUCUACAGUGGCCUGAGAGGAUCUUUACCUGUGAGAGUGGAGUGACUACUUUGGACUUUUCGUCUGGCAACGCCAGCCAGCUAGCAGUCGGAAUGCAUGAUGGCAGCAUAGCCACCUACAACGUCGAGAGCAGAGAGAAGACACCCGUCAUUGACAGCAGGUGGGUCUGUGUCUCCUCAAAGAGAAAGAGAGAGUGAGAGAGACAACCAAAUCUAAUUUCUCAUAGACACCAGGUGGCACUGUAUACUGGCAGAUAAACAGGCUAUAUGACAGGGUUCCCCCCCAAGUUUUCUGAGCAAAAUAAAAUAAAUGUUAUAAUUUUUGUUCUUGGACAUAAAAUACUGUAAAAUUACCAGGAAAUUAGUUUGCAAGUGAUUUUAAUUUAGGAAAUCUGCUCACAAGUAUUCCCACGCAUAAAUACAGAGGCAUAUGUGAUCGUAUCCCAAUGUUAUCAUGUUUUUGUCAAAUACUAUAUCUGUUUGGGAUUCUUGCGGUCAAUUUGCAGUGUACAAAUGAUUUAUGACUAUGUUCUGACCCAUGGCUGUAUGUAAUUGGGGACCCCUAUAUGGUUUACAAAGCAAAGCCCACAGUCACCAACAUUUCUGCUUUACCCAUAGGCUUUACCUUUAGAAUUAGACAGUGGAGUAGGUCUAUGUUCCUUUUAUAAUUUAAAAUAAUAGCAAUUGUAAUGUUUAAACUUUUUUGAUAAUCACAAAAGAUUGAGGUCAUGAACGAUAUUGAAUACAGAAAUGAUGAUAACAAGGAUAAAUAUUUAUUUUUAUUUUUGUAUUUCUUAUUUCAAAAUGAGACUUUUUCAUGUUCAUUUGGAAAUGCACGUAUUGCACAGCCGGACAUGUCAAGGACUGUGUUCAAACAAUAAAACAGCAGGAAGCCUAUACACUGAAAGAGAGAUGGCCAACGUGAUGCAGAGGAAACAAUGGAAGGCCAGCCAGCCAACAACAACACAUAACAAGCCUUUUAACAAGCUGUGACAUCACAUCUCUUUCUAUUCCAUCGUUAACAAGCCUUUUAACAAGCUGUGACAUCAUAUCUCUUUCUGUUCCAUCGUUAACAAGCCUUUUAACAAGCUGUGACAUCACAUCUCUUUCUAUUCCAUCGUUAACAAGCCUUUUAACAAGCUGUGACAUCACAUCUCUUUCUGUUCCAUCGUUAACAAGCCUUUUAACAAGCUGUGACGUCACAUCUCUUUCUAUUCCAUCAUUAACAAGCCUUUUAACAAGCUGUGACAUCACAUCUCUUUCUGUUCCAUCGUUAACAAGCCUUUUAACAAGCUGUGACAUCACAUCUCUUUCUGUUCCAUCGUUAACAAGCCUUUUAACAAGCUGUGACAUCACAUCUCUUUCUGUUCCAUCGUUAACAAGCUGUGACAUCACAUCUCUUUCUGUUCCAUCGUUCCUCAGAUACUAGCGCGAUAGAUUUGUGUGUAUUCAAUCGAGUGACGCGUUUCCACCAAAUAUCUACUGUUUUUACAGUAUCUCCUGUGCAUAUCUCCCCGUUACUCAUCAUCUGUCUGUUGUUGUUAUGACUGACUAGCUAGGCUGUGAUGUCAGAGACUGUCUACUAUUUUUAAUCUCCAUUAGACACUGAAAUAUCUACUGAUCUCACACAGACAUGUAACAAAGCUGGUAGUGACUGCGCCUUGGAAAACAAAUGAGAACCUCAACAUGUGUGUUAGUUGAAGCACACUUACCUGUGUGUGUGUGUGUGUGUGUGUGUUUUUUUUCCCUGUGUAGUGACUGUGCCCACAAGCACACAAGCACUGUGUGGCAGGUAAGGUGGAUCGACCAUGAGAGGGGUGCCUCAGGAGAGGACAAGGGAGAGACACUCAUCUCUGUGUCUGCAGACGGCAGGAUCAGCAAGUGGUUCCUGCGGAAAAGCCUCGACUGCAUAGGUCCAGUUUUACCUCAGUCUCUGAAAGUUGUGGGAAACCUUUCUCUUAGUAUGCCCCCUCCAAGUAUCCCAAAUAUCCACCCUCUAAAAUACUAUUCUUCAUAUUCUUCAUAGACACUUUUGCAGACAACUCUUGCAGACAUUUCCCCCCUUAACCUUCCAGUCAGCAGACAACUCUUGCAGACAUUUCCCCCCAUAACCUUCCAGUCAUAAGCGUAACUAUUAUGUGCUCUAACCCUUGCCUCCACAGACUUGAUGAAGCUGAAGAGGACGAGGAAUGAGAAAGCCAAGAAGCAGGCUCGAGACAAAGAGAGGAAGAGCGAGGCGCUGAUAUCACGGCAGGCGCCGGGGCUCUGUUUUGACUUCCAUCCCAUGGUGAGCGACCAGAAUGUUCUCAUGUUCUUACGUUUUCAUAAAGGAUAGUUACACGUGUUGUUUUAGUUACUUUGUCCUGUGUUUUUAGGACUCCAACAUCUACCUUGCUGGUACAGAGGAGGGCCACAUCCACAAGUGUUCCUGUUCCUACAACGAGCAGUUCCUGGAGACCUACAUAGCACACAAAGUAUGAACAGAUCCUUCAGGCCAUACAGAUGCUCUCCGCUGAACUGUAUAAUACAAUGCCAUUCAUUCAUUCCCUAUCCCUAGCUUAAUGUCCGCAUCCCUGUUCAACCCUAACCCUAGCCUCAACCACAACCCUAAUCCUAGCUUCAUGUCCACAUCUAGGUUCAACCCUAACCCUACCCUCAACUCUGACCUUAACCCUAACUUCAUGUCCACAUCCAGGUUCAACCCUAACCCUCAACUCUGACCUUAACCCUAACUUCAUGUCUACAUCCAGGUUCAAUCCUAACCCUCAACUCUGACCUUAACCCUAACUUAAUGUCUACAUCCAGGUUCAACCCUAACCCUCAACUCUGACCUUAACCCUAACUUCAUGUCCACAUCCAGGUUCAACUCUAACCCUCAACUCUGACCUUAACCCUAACUUCAUGUCCACAUCCAGGUUCAACCCUAACCCUCAACUCUGACCUUAAACCUAACUUCAUGUCCACAUCCAGGUUCAACCCUAACCCUCAACUCUGACCUUAACCCUAACUUCAUGUCCACAUCCAGGUUCAACCCUAACCCUGGCCUCAACUCUGACCCUUACCCUAACCCUAGCUCUAACCUCUCCUUGCUCUCAGGGCCCUCUGUACCGGAUCACAUGGUCUCCGUUCUGCUCGGACGUCUUCCUGAGCUGCUCCUCUGAUUGGACGAUCCAGCUGUGGCGGCAGGACCUGUUCACGCCCGUGCUGGGCUUCACCUCCACCCAGAGUGCCGUCUAUGACGUCAUGUGGUCCCCCAAGUGGGCCACCGUGUUCGGGGCCGUCAACGAGGGACGCGUGGAGAUCUGGGACCUGGGAGCCAGCAUGUGAGUACUCUCUCUUUGUCUGUCUCUCUCCUUUUCUAUUACUUUCUAUCUCUUAAUAAAUAGAUUUAACUCUGUCUCUUUCUCUCCCUCUCUAUCUAUUGUAGUUUCUUCUCUUAAUGCAUUUCAAGAAAUAUAAAGCUAAGAUAAUAAAGCUCAAGUCUUUACUCUGAGCAUGGCCUGUGAAUAAACAAUAGACAGCAUCUCCACCAUGCCCUUGUCCCUCUCCCCAGCCUGGAGCCCACCAUAGUGAGCCUGGCCAGUCCUGGGGUGAAGCUGACCUCCCUGCUGUUUGCUACUGAGACAGACUGUAUCCUAGUGGGGGACAGUGACGGGCAGGUCAGCGUCUACCAACUCAAGAACCUCACCGUAGGAGAGGGAACACAGGUGAGGCAGGCGUCUCCAACAGGUCGAUCGCGAGCUACCAGUAGCGCGCAGCCCACCUAUGAGUAGCCAAGCAAUUCUGAAAGUACAUGCAUUUUUUCAUUUGUUCCUUCGCAAACUGUCAAAAACAUAAAGCUCCCGGCUACUAUCCAAUCAAAGCCACACUUACAUUAUCCCACCCCUGGUUAGCCACUAUUGGCUUAAAAAGCCAAAUGUAACACAACAUCUGCCAAUUAAUUUCCAGCAAUAUCGCCCUUGUCUGUUUGCCUGUUAUUCAAACUGAAUUCUUCCGCUGCUCUAUCGUUCGGUACAUACUUCAAUCUGAGACUGCCAUUGUUGAAGUCGUUUAUGCUGACAUCAAAAUUAGGGGUGUUGUACAAAACAAAGUCAUCAGCGAUUGGAUAAUCUCUAACCAGAGUAUCAAAGCCAAUAACACAUUUUCAAAAUGCAGCUUUACCCAUGUGUGUUCUGGCUCUGGCCCAAUCCAUCGGUUUCUGGGACCAGUUAGAAUGUGUUUGCGUUCUAGAAAUCGUCGGGGAGGUACUCAGAUCCAGACUCAUUGCGGAGAAGAAACAAACAUCUGUGGGUGUGGCAUAGAGUUUGGCCGGAGCAAGGAGUUUGUGUAACCAGGCAACCUGUCUGUCUGUUUGGUGCACACGUUUGUAUGUAGCCAGUUAGCGAUGCUAAUGAUAACCAUCUUGUGGGUAGACAGAAAGGCUUUCCCCAAAAUCUUCUCAAUUAAAUGUUAACUGCAAAGUAGGCUUACCUGACAGAACUAUAUCAUGAUUAUUUGUAUCAAUUGGGUGGCGAUUGAUUUACAAACUGUGCCAUGACAUGUGCUGCAGCAGUAGGCCUAACAGCAUGGCUAGACCGGCACAUUCCUCUCCUGCUAGAUGCGCAAUUAAAGGGAAAUACACUCAAAUGUGUUCAUUUUUUUUCCAGACCUCAAAAAUUUUAUUCUGAUGUGAUUUAAGCAUUACCAUGGACUCAGAACAUCCAUUCCCAUUGUUUCUCUAUGAGUCAUUGUAAUAUUGAGAGUCAAGAAAAGAACAAAAAUCAUUAAAAAUGUCAAAUUAAACAGAGAAAACAGAAUUCGGGAAGGUACAAAAGAUAAUUUGAUUGGGGCCUGUCAUGCCAAAUACUGUUUAUUAACCAUUAUUUUACCAGGUAUAUUUACAGAAAACACAUAUCUUGCAUACCAAGGACCUGGGGAUGAGUUGCAGGGUAGAGGAGAAGAGAAGAAUGUGACUAUUUCAAAGCUAUGGUCAAAAAAGAGUGGUUCGCGACAUGUUUCGUUUUCUAAAAGUAGCUCUUGUGAUAGAAAAGGUUGGAGACCCCUGGAUUAGAGUGUGGUAGCUUUCAGGUUUGAAUAUAAGCCAACUGCAUUGCAUAGAAAGGGUAUGUUGUUGCAUACACCUUCUGAUCAGAAUGCUUAAUCGCUGUUCUUACAGUGACACACCUACCGUAUGUGUCGCCAUCAUACCCACUCAGAGCUUUACCUUACCUUACCUACAAACUGUUCUCUGUGGAAAUUCAGUUGGAUUAUUACAGACCAUUUAAAGACAAUUUCAGCCCAGAUUAAGGCAUAAUUUCCUCAUUCUGUGGGUGGCUGGUUAACUGUUCUUAUCUCCCUGGGCAAAGAGACAGAGGGUAAAAUAUCUCGUCUCAUCUCUGUCCCGUUAGGUGGACGCGUUAGAGGACAUCAUCGGCUCCACCCUGGCCAGUCAG